CCCAGCACGUCACAUGCUGGUAAGGUUAUGGAUCGAUUCCAUCAAGUCCUGCUUGUGAUAGUACUCCAUACUCCUCGCUUCGCAGCCCUGCUCCACGUUUUGGUCGAUCUAAUUCUGCACCAAUUGCCAUAUGACGCGUUUACCCAAGAACCCAGUUGACAUGAAGAGCCCAUCCCUUCUUAAGACUAGUCAGAACGGGCGUUGUAGUGAACGCGUAGCAUCAAAUUGCCUCGAUUCAGUUUACAACUCUUGCUUGAUAUGGAUCAAGGCCUUUGGCAACUGCCUGAUACUAUCACAAGCACAAAGUAUCCUGCUUCCGCUCCGCCAAUCGACUCAACUCAAACAUCAGGCUGCCAUCAAGACACUCCGACUAGCCAGGCUACAGUCCAUUGCACCAAAUCCUCUCCAUCUUGACGCGAAUCCCUCCAGUAUCUCCAGCCUUGCCGAACCACGUAUGCAAGCAGCUGCGAGGACAGGCAGCACAAUUCGGCUCGGCCAACUUCAUCAUCGAACCCGGCAAACCGGCGACCACAACGGCCUUCUGGUGCUUCCCGAAGCUCUUGACUGCAGCCAACAUGCAUAAACCGCAUCCCCGUUCUGCAGGUUCUGCAGUCCGGCGUCGUUCUGAUAGGGCCGCGGGCAACGCUGUCAACUAUCAUGUCUUCUACUAAUCACUUGAGCCCCGCCUGUACACAUAUGUAGUCCAGUACGAGCACUCGUAGAGCUCCGGUGAAC
Trichoderma harzianum CBS 226.95 is the source of this 735-nucleotide messenger RNA. RefSeq lists its product as hypothetical. The record is from RefSeq and is a predicted model, not a curated record. The transcript has a single exon. Lineage: Eukaryota; Fungi; Ascomycota; Sordariomycetes; Hypocreales; Hypocreaceae. Bases 131 to 583 code for a protein of 150 amino acids.